AUGGACGAGGAGAAAGACGUGGGCCUCAAGAAGAGCUCAGUUGACUCGUUUGAAAAGUCUUUGGAGGACUCUGGCCACGCAGAGGCCCAGGAAACAUCGCUUAACGUUUUCGACAAGUGGGCUUCCAAGCUCAACGCUGAGACAAAGGGCGUGGACUUGGUGCUAGACGAUGAAAAAACUGACUGCUCCAUCUGGAACGCUGCUUCCAUGUGGCUCUCUGCCAACUUGGUCAUUGCCACGUUUUCCUUGGGCGCCUUGGGUGUCACUGUGUUUGGGCUUUCGUUUUUCCAGUGUAUCAUGGUGAUCAUCUUCUUCUCGUUGUUGGGAGCAUCGCCAGUGGCCUUCUUCUCCAUAUUUGGGUGCCGCUUGGGGCUUCGUCAGAUGAUUCUUUCCAAGUACCUUUUGGGUAACUACGGCAUGAGAAUCUUUGCCUUCAUCAACAUGAUAGCCUGUGUGGGCUGGGGUGCCGUCAACAUUAUGGCCUCUGCGCAGUUGUUGAACAUUGCCAACAAUGGAGCUCUUCCCCCAUGGGCUGGGUGCUUGAUUUUGGUCAUUUGCACUAUUUUGGUGACAUUCUUUGGCUACCAUGUUAUUCAUUAUUACGAGCGGUGGUCGUGGAUCCCCAACUUGGCCAUUUUCAUUGCCAUCAUCUGCCGUAUGGCCAUGGCCAAAACCUUCACCUGGGGCGAGACUAAAGGUGGUGAAACCACCGCUGGUAACGUUUUGUCCUUUGGCGGUACCAUUUUCGGUUUCGCCAGUGGCUGGACAACUUAUGCUUCGGACUACACCGUCUACCAACCUCGUAAUGCUAACGCAUACCGUAUCUUUUUCGGCAUAUUGGCUGGUCUCUUGCUCCCUUUGAUCUUCACUUUGAUCUUGGGCGCUGCUUGCGCUACCGGUACUUUAACUAACCCUGAAUGGGCCUCUCUCUAUGAGGAAAAGGCCGUGGGAGGCCUUGUUUACUCCAUCCUCGUUCAGGAUUCACUUCACGGCUUUGGCCAGUUCUUGUGUGUUUUGUUGGCUCUUUCGACUGUUGCCAACAAUAUACCGAACAUGUACUCUGUUGCAAUGAGUGCACAGGCUUUCUCUUCCUACUUGAGAAUCGUACCCCGUGUUGUGUGGACGGUUUGCGCCAACUUCGUCACUUUAGCCAUCUGCAUCCCAGCCUACUACCAUUUCGAGUCUGUCAUGGAGAACUUCAUGAACUUGAUCGCCUACUACUUGGCCAUUUACGAGGCCAUGUGUCUCUCUCAACAUUUCAUCUGGAACAGAGGCCGCUGGUCUGCUUACGAUUACGAAAACUACAUGGAUAAGCGUGUGUACCCUGUCGGAUUGGCUGGUGUUUUUGGUUUCUGCUGUGGUGUUGCUGGUGUUGUCGUUGGCAUGAACCAGGUGUGGUACAGUGGUCCAAUUGGCAGACAAAUAGGUGAAAGAGGUGGCGAUAUUGGGUUUGAAUUAGGCGCAGGUUUUGCAUUUGUUGGUUUCAACUUGAUGAGACCAAUCGAGAUGAAGUAUUUGGGAAGGUAG
Molecule: messenger RNA, 1527 nt
Organism: Candidozyma auris
Lineage: Eukaryota; Fungi; Ascomycota; Pichiomycetes; Serinales; Metschnikowiaceae
Product: purine-cytosine permease
Exons: 1
Coding region: 1-1527 (508 amino acids)
Biological process (GO): cytosine transport; transmembrane transport
Cellular component (GO): fungal-type vacuole membrane; plasma membrane
Molecular function (GO): nucleobase transmembrane transporter activity
Source: RefSeq, a predicted model, not a curated record